Messenger RNA from Rhinichthys klamathensis goyatoka, 303 nucleotides. Its product is annotated as pro-neuropeptide Y-like. The transcript has 3 exons. Gene Ontology annotation, biological process: feeding behavior; neuropeptide signaling pathway. NCBI's taxonomy places the organism in Eukaryota, Metazoa, Chordata, Actinopteri, Cypriniformes, Leuciscidae. Gene Ontology annotation, molecular function: neuropeptide hormone activity; neuropeptide Y receptor binding. The coding region runs from base 1 to 303 and encodes 100 amino acids. Gene Ontology annotation, cellular component: extracellular region. The record is from RefSeq and is a predicted model, not a curated record.
AUGCACUCUCAUCAGUUCAUCUUCAUGAUCAUUGCUGUAAUGUGGAUAGUGAGAGUCACAGAAGCAUUUUCAUACACACCACGAGACACCGUCAUCCCUGCAGAGGACCUGACCAAAUACUACACUGCCCUGCGGCGCUAUAUCAAGCUCAUCACACGACAAAGGUAUGGGAAAAGAAACAGUCCUGAACCCAUGUUCCUGAGUCUGCUGUUGAGAGAGACACCAGGAAGCAUUCCUGAGUCCACAUAUGAGGAAGCAGGCACUGAACAUGACAGCAUCAGAUUCAAGGAAAUGCCAAUUUGA